Molecule: messenger RNA, 1246 nt
Organism: Leptopilina heterotoma
Lineage: Eukaryota; Metazoa; Arthropoda; Insecta; Hymenoptera; Figitidae
Product: odorant receptor 67c-like
Exons: 3
Coding region: 11-1060 (349 amino acids)
Biological process (GO): detection of chemical stimulus involved in sensory perception of smell; sensory perception of smell
Cellular component (GO): plasma membrane
Molecular function (GO): olfactory receptor activity; odorant binding
Source: RefSeq, a predicted model, not a curated record
AGAUAUUUUGAUGGAAAAUAAAAAUACUUUGACAAAGAGAAAAAUAAAAGAUAUUCUUCCUCUAACGUUUAGAUUGAUGACAGUUUGUGGCCUAUGGCAACCGUACGAUUUAUCUUUUUACUUAAAAAUUUUAUACCUUCUGUACAAAAUUCUUGUUAUGUUUAUAAUCAUUACAAUGACACUGUCAUUAGUGUGUGUGACAUUUUUUUCUUAUGACGACAUAAAAGAUUCGUUAUUUGAAAAUUUAUUCUUACUUUUUACACUUUUGAAUGGUUGUAUUAAAAUAUCGGUGAUAUUGAUAAGAAGAAAAAAGAUUUUAUAUCUUUUAAAUUCACUGGCGGAGUAUAAGGCAGAAGAUUCAAAGGAAGAACAAAUUCAAGCCGAAUUUGACGAAGAGGCUAAGCAAAUCAUAAACGUGUAUUUUUUUAUAGUCUGCAUAUCUUUAAUAACACUGAAUGGAAGUGUUUUUCUCGUUGAUAGAAAUGAGAGAAUAAAAGCUCUAAAUGUUUGGCGACCAUACGAUCUAAAAAUUGGUUUACACUUUUGGAUUACAUUUAUUCACGAAUUUUUCGGCCAUUUAUUAAUGUCUAGCUGUCACAUAUGUAGUGACACUUUAAUACCAGGAAUAAUUAUUCAAAUCUGUUGUCAAUUAAAAUUUUUACAAAACAGAUUGAAAACUUUACCUUGUAAAGUUCAAAAUGCUAAUGAGCCAAAGAGCAUAGUUGAUAAAGUAAAUAUUGAAAAACAUUUAAUUGGGGAAAUUAUUGAACAUCAUAAUGCAAUAUUUCGGAUUUCCAAGCAAUUAAAAGAAACGUUUGUAGAAAUUUUAUUUUUUCAAUUUCUUCUAAGUCUGGUGGUAAUAUGCUUUAGCAUUAUUAAACUAUCAAAAUCAAAAGCCUUCGAUUCCACAUCCAUGAUUAUUUAUCCGUACCUUUCGGCAAUGUUAUUUCAAUUAUUUGCAUAUUGCUGGUAUGGAAAUUUACUAAUGCUGAACGUAAGUUUAAUUAAUGUACAUCGAUUUAUUAUUUUACAUACAAUUUCGUUAAUAUUUUUAUUAUAAUUUAUAAUACUGUGGACUUUAUAAAUGAAAAGUAAAUUUAAUAUUUUUAUUAGAGCGCUGAACUACAUUCAUCAAAUUGGCUCUCUCUUGAAAAAGAAACAAGAAAAUGUAUCGUUAUUUUAAUUAUUAGGUCAUCACGACCAAUAAUCAUUUCAGUCGGUUCAUUAAUUUCUGUUAAUUUGGACU